Messenger RNA from Glycine soja, 2458 nucleotides. Its product is annotated as glycerophosphodiester phosphodiesterase GDPDL6-like. The coding region runs from base 101 to 2407 and encodes 768 amino acids. Gene Ontology annotation, biological process: lipid metabolic process. The transcript is spliced from 9 exons. Gene Ontology annotation, molecular function: glycerophosphodiester phosphodiesterase activity. Lineage: Eukaryota; Viridiplantae; Streptophyta; Magnoliopsida; Fabales; Fabaceae. The record is from RefSeq and is a predicted model, not a curated record.
UCACCAAUUUGUUUCCUUCUUUUCCAUUACAUUCCCUUGAGGGUUUUACUCAGAAAAACUCACAGGGAAUGCCUGUUUCAUCCAUCCAAUAGAUCACGAUAUGAACAUCAGUGUAUGGGAAAAGAACAAAAUGUUCAGAAGCUUGUUUCUGAUUCCCUUGUUGCUUCAUACAAUAUUGGCCAAAAAAACUGCACUUCCAAAUCUUCCAACACCUCAAGUCCCUCCCCAGCAAUGGUCAACAUUAAGUGGCAAUGAGCCUCUUGUAAUAGCCCGUGGUGGUUUUUCGGGACUAUUCCCAGAAGGCUCUCCUGAUGCAAUUGGGCUAGCACAAGGCAUAAGCGUUUUCUUGUGCAAUCUUCAGUUGACAAAAGAUGGCGGUGCCUUUUGUGUCACGGGGACUACGCUUGACAAUACAACAACUAUAUCUUUGGUGGAUCCUAAGGAGAAAACCUACAAUGUUGAUGGGAAGGACGUGCAAGGACACUUUUCUUUUGAUUACACAGGUCUUCUGAUUGAGCAGAAUGUAUCAAUGACUCAGGCCAUAUAUUCUCGACCCAAUUUUUACGAUGGUGCUUCUCCGGUUCUUAAUCUUGAUGCUCUACUAAGCGGAAAAUCGCCCCCAAGGACCUGGUUGAAUGUUCAGAAUGCAGCACUAUACAUCGAAAACGGAGUACAGGUGGUAGACAUUGUUUUAGAAUUAUUGAAAGUUUAUCAAAUAGAGUUUGUUUCAUCUUCAGAUAUUGGUUUCUUGAAGAGUAUCAGUGGGAAAUCAAACAAGGCAACUAAGGUCGUCUUUAAACUUCUUAACAAUAAUAAGGUUGAACCCUCAACCAAGAAGCCAUAUGGAAGUAUUGUGAAGGAUCUUGUCACAAUCAAGUCGUUUGCAUCAGGAAUAAUGGUCCCAAAAGAAUACAUAUGGCCAGUUAAACCAGACAAAUAUCUAGGACUUCCCACAACACUUGUGGCUGAUGCCCAUAAAUCAGGACUAGAAGUUUAUGCUUCUGGUUUUGCUAAUGACUUCUUUACUAGUUAUAGUUAUGACUACGACCCUGUUGCCGAGUACCUUCAAUUUGUAGACAGAGGUGAUUCUGUUGAUGGUGUUGUCACUGAUUUCCCAGCAACAGCAUCAAAUGCCAUCGCACCAACUUUGAUCAUAAGCAACAAUGGAGCAAGUGGAGUUUAUCCAGGCAGCAGUGAUCUUGCAUAUCAGAAAGCAAUAGAUGAUGGCGCUGACAUUAUAGAUUGCUCGGUUCAAAUGACAAAAGAUGGAAUUGCCUUCUGCUCAGAAUCCACAGACCUAACAUCAGAUACCACUGCAAUGCCUAAAUUCAUGUCUCGAUCUUCCAGUGUCCCAGAAAUUCAACCAAAAAGUGGAAUUUUCUCCUUUGAUCUUACAUGGAAAGAGAUUCAGACAUUAAAACGUAAAUACUAUUUCCAUAAUGAACUUAAGUAUAAAUUUCUUGUUUCAGCUCAAAUGGUUAGUAAAAGCAGCGAUUUCCUAAGAAACCCCGCAAACAAGACCAGCGGUAAAAUUGUCACCCUCUCGGAAUUUUUGGAGUUAGCCAAGGCUAAGGCAGUUCCUGGCAUUUUGGUCAACAUACAAAAUGCCCCCUACCUUGCAUCCAAAAAGGGUCUUGACAUUGUAGAUGCUGUCAGCAUUGCUUUGAUCAAUGCCACCUUUGACAAGCAAACCAAACAACAAGUUCUGAUUCAAUCAGAUGACAGCUCGGUCCUAUCCAGGUUUAAAGACAUCCCAUCUUACAAAAGGGUUAUGUUAUUGAUUGAUAAAAUGGGCGAUGUACCAAAACAAUCAGCAGAAGAAAUAAAGAAGCAUGCGGAUGCAGUGAAUCUUCCAAAAACCUCAAUUCUCAAAAUAUCUAAUGCCAUCUUAGUAGGAAUGACAUCUAUUGUUCAAGAGUUGAAAGAUGCAAACCUCACAGUAUUCGUCCAUAGUCUUAAAAACGAAUACACAACCCUGGCAUUUGACUAUUGGUCUGAUCCUAAUGUCGAGAUUGCAACUUACAUCCAAAUUGCCAAGGUUGAUGGAAUCGUGACCGAUUUUCCAGCCACUGCUAGUAGAUUCAUGAGGAGUCCAUGUAGCAUUCCAACCAAUGAUCCUUCUAUCUUACCAGCUAAGCCUGGUGAUCUAUUGAACACUAUUCCAACUGAAAUUCAGCCACCAGCACUGGCUCCACUUCCUCCUCUUGAGGUUGCAAACGUUGUUGACCCACCUCUUCCCGCUGUGACUAAAAGUUCUAAAAAUUCCACUGUAGCUGAGCCUGCUGAUGCUGGUGCUACACCUGCCUCCCCUCCUCUCCCUUCAGGUGCCAGGGCAAAUGUUGCUAGCAGUGGCCUUUCUAUAAUAACUAUUUUGGUGUUUGCUAUGCUCUUCGCUGCUCAUCAAUGAUUAUUGUGAUUAACCCCUAGCACAAUCUAUAGAUCGCUAAUUUUCCUCUAA